Messenger RNA from Penicillium macrosclerotiorum, 624 nucleotides. RefSeq names its product protein SYS1. Gene Ontology annotation, cellular component: trans-Golgi network; Golgi membrane. The record is from RefSeq and is a predicted model, not a curated record. The transcript is spliced from 2 exons. Lineage: Eukaryota; Fungi; Ascomycota; Eurotiomycetes; Eurotiales; Aspergillaceae. Gene Ontology annotation, biological process: Golgi to plasma membrane protein transport; Golgi to endosome transport; protein localization to Golgi apparatus. The coding region runs from base 1 to 624 and encodes 207 amino acids.
AUGCCCGGGCGCCGGCGUCUUCCAGCGGGGUCGCGAACUGACCUCCCGCCCUUGAAAAUCAUCCGCAAGAUCGUCCUGCUCCAAGCGGCCUAUUAUGUCUGCGCCACGGUUCUCAUUCUCUUCACGACGGUUGUCUACGGCACACCUUUCUCGCUGAACCUCGUUUUUGGAUGGGAUUACUUGCGGGGUGACACGACGGUUGGGUGGAUGCUUGGACUGGUUUGGAUGUUGAAUUGCUUCAUCAGCGUUAUCUUUCUUCUUCUUUUCGUUUCUCGCUCCAAACUAGUCCCCGACUUCGCCCUUACGAUUCACUUCUUGCAUCUCAUUGCCACCACGCUCUACACCCACUCUCUCCCUACAAACCUGCUUUGGUGGGCUCUGCAGUUUUCCAGCGCUGCUAUGAUGACCUUUCUCGGCAUGUGGGCAUGCCAGCAUCGAGAACUCAAACCCAUCACCUUCGGCGGGUUUGGGAGCAGCAGCCAGGAAGGCUCGUCGUCACAAACAAAUGGCGCCGAUAGUCAGGCCGAGUCCAGCUUUGGUCGGGGCCGCGGCCGUGAGCGCAGCCUUCAGGCUGGAGAAUACGAAAUGGACGAUAUGAGGGAAACUGGUGAACGUGCUGUAUGA